This is a messenger RNA of Mesocestoides corti, 225 nucleotides long. The record is from the annotation of a GenBank genome assembly. NCBI's taxonomy places the organism in Eukaryota, Metazoa, Platyhelminthes, Cestoda, Cyclophyllidea, Mesocestoididae.
AUGUCAACAGCACCUGUUUGCGCUAAAUGCCAGCGGGCAAUCACUGCUGAAAGUGUUCUAACAGCUCUUGACAGGAAGUGGCACCGUCUGUGCUUUGUGUGCCAGAAAUGCGACAUGCCGCUGGAGAACACGUCCUUCCACGAACGCGAUGACAAGGCCUUUUGCGCGGGCUGUUGGACUGCAACCUUUCAGCCAAAGUGUUUUGUAAGUCUGACAUUUCUCUGA